CCCUCAGCCGUCUCCGCCUCCGAUCCCGCCCGCCAAAGUCUGCGCGCGAAAUCCCUGUGGCGCGAAUUUGGGUUUUCGGGUCCGCGUCGCUGAACGAGCGAGUGCGGCGUCCGGCCAGGUGACUCGAGAGACAGGUGGGGCCAUAAACACGUGGCUGGGGCUGGAGCUCGGGUCGGCGAGCAAGGCGGAGCGCUUAUCGCCGGUACAACAGAUGAGAACAAAAGAACAAGAGAGGAAAGGGGAGAAUUCUGCUGCUACCAUGCAGAGAAGCAUUAUGUCAUUUUUUCAGCCCACAAAAGAGGGUAAAGUGAAGAAACCCGAGAAGGAGACACCUGGAAACAUCAGAGAGAAGGGACCCCCUCCAAAGGUGGCAUUGAAGGAGAGGAAUCGAGUGGUACCUGAGAGUGAUUCUCCAGUGAAGAGGCCAGGAAGGAAGGCAGCCCAGGUCCUGAGCAGUGAAGGGGAAGAGGAAGAAGAAACCCCUGGCACCCCUAAAGUCCAGAAGCCUGUGUCAGACUCCAAACAGAGUGCUCCUCCCAGCCCUGACACAAGUCCUGAGAACAGUCCUUUCUUCACCAGCAGCCCUUCACUGGACUUCUCCUCGUCAGGAUUCCCAAAGCGUCGCACUGCUCGGAAGCAGCUCCCGAAGCGGACAGUUCAAGAUACUCCGGAGGAGCAGGAUGAGGACAAAGAUAGAGCAGCCAAGAAAAGGAAGAAGGAAGAAGAGUCAGUAACCCUGACAAAGACAGAGAACAUUCCAACGUGUAAGGCCGGAGUGAAACAGGAGCCUCAGGAAGAGAAGCAGAGCAAGCCUCCUGCCAGAGCUGCCAAGACACUCAGCAGCUUCUUCACUCCCCGGAAGGCAGCAGUGAAAGCUGAAGUGAAACAAGAGUCAGGUACUCCAAGAAAGGAAGAGACCAAGGGAACCCUGGAUCCAACAAGUUAUAAUCCUUCCAAGAAUAACUACCAUCCCAUUGAAGAUGCCUGCUGGGAACACGGCCAGAAGGUCCCUUUUCUCGCUGUGGCCCGGACAUUUGAGAAGAUUGAGGAGGUUUCUGCUCGGCUCAAGAUGAUAGAGACACUAAGCAACCUGUUACGCUCCGUGGUGGCACUAUCACCUCCAGACCUGCUCCCUGUCCUCUACCUCAGCCUCAACUGCCUUGGGCCACCUCAGCAGGGACUAGAGCUGGGCAUUGGUGACGGUGUUCUCCUCAAGGCAGUUGCCCAGGCCACAGGUCGUCAGCUGGAGUCCAUCCGGGCUGAGGUAGCUGAGAAGGGUGAUGUGGGGCUGGUAGCUGAGAACAGCCGCAGCACUCAGAGACUCAUGAUAUCCCCACCUCCACUCACCACCUCUGGAGUCUUUACCAAAUUCUGCGACAUUGCCCAGCUCACUGGCAGUGCUUCUAUGGCCAAGAAGAUGGACAUCAUCAAGGGCCUUUUUGUUGCCUGCCGCCACUCAGAAGCCCGGUUCAUUGCCAGGUCCCUAAGUGGGCGGCUGCGCCUUGGGCUGGCCGAGCAGUCGGUGCUGGCUGCGCUUGCCCAAGCUGUGAGCCUUACACCCCCUGGCCAAGAAUUUCCCCCAGCCGUGGUGGAUGCUGGGAAGGGCAAGACAGCAGAGGCCAGAAAGAUGUGGUUGGAAGAACAAGGAAUGAUCUUGAAGCAAACCUUCUGUGAGGUGCCUGACCUGGACCGAAUCAUCCCUGUGCUGCUGGAACAUGGCCUGGAACGUCUCCCAGACCACUGCAAGCUGAGCCCAGGGGUCCCUCUUAAACCAAUGCUGGCCCAUCCCACUCGGGGUGUCAGUGAGGUACUGAAACGCUUCGAGGAGGUGGAUUUCACCUGCGAGUAUAAAUACGAUGGACAACGGGCACAGAUCCACCUUCUGGAAGGUGGAAAGGUGAAGAUUUUCAGCAGGAACCAGGAGGACAACACAGGAAAAUAUCCUGACAUCAUCAGCCGCAUUCCCAAGAUUAAACUCCCCUCAGUCACAUCUUUCAUUCUGGACACUGAGGCAGUGGCCUGGGACCGGGAAAAGAAGCAGAUCCAGCCAUUCCAAGUGCUCACCACACGCAAGCGCAAGGAUGUUGAUGCAUUAGAGAUACAGGUGCAGGUGUGUCUGUAUGCCUUUGACCUCAUCUUCCUCAACGGAGAGUCCCUGGCUCGCCAGCCCCUGUCUCGACGCCGGCAGCUGCUGUGGGAGAACUUUGUGGAGACAGAGGGUGAGUUUGUCUUUGCCACCUCCUUGGAUACCAAGGACAUUGAGCAGAUUGCUGAAUUCUUGGAGCAGUCAGUGAAGGACUCCUGUGAGGGCUUGAUGGUGAAGACCCUGGAUGUUGAUGCCACAUAUGAGAUUGCUAAGAGGUCACACAACUGGCUCAAGCUGAAGAAGGACUACCUUGAUGGCAUUGGCGACACUCUGGACCUCGUGGUGAUUGGCGCUUACCUGGGCCGGGGGAAGCGGGCUGGCCGAUAUGGGGGCUUCCUGCUGGCUGUCUAUGAUGAGGAGAGUGAAGAGCUGCAGGCCAUAUGCAAGCUGGGAACCGGAUUCAGUGAUGAGGAACUGGAGGAGCAUCACCAGAGCCUUCAGGCCCUGGUAUUGCCCACUCCACGUCCCUAUGUGAGGAUUGAUGGGGCAGUGGCCCCAGACCACUGGCUAGACCCAAGCGUUGUAUGGGAGGUGAAGUGUGCUGAUCUCUCCCUGUCCCCCAUCUACCCUGCUGCACGGGGACUGGUGGACAAAGAGAAAGGGAUCUCCCUUCGUUUUCCUCGGUUCAUUCGUGUCCGUGAAGACAAGCAGCCAGAGCAGGCCACUACCAGUGACCAGGUGGCCUGUUUGUACCGGAAACAGAGUCAGAUUCAGAACCAGCAAAACUCAGACUUGGACUCCGACUUUGAAGACUGUUAAGCUCCCUGGUCUCCUGGGCUUGGGGUGGAGGUUGAGGGAACCUGGGUACUAUUGGACUGGUGGUGUUGCCUAUUGUGUAUGGGGACAUGGGGUUGGGGUCCUGGGGCUGGGAUGCUUCACUUUCUUCAAUAAAUGACUAUCA
Molecule: messenger RNA, 3047 nt
Organism: Psammomys obesus (fat sand rat)
Lineage: Eukaryota; Metazoa; Chordata; Mammalia; Rodentia; Muridae
Gene: Lig1
Product: DNA ligase 1
Exons: 27
Coding region: 212-2905 (897 amino acids)
Biological process (GO): DNA biosynthetic process; lagging strand elongation; DNA repair
Cellular component (GO): mitochondrion; nucleus
Molecular function (GO): ATP binding; DNA ligase (ATP) activity; DNA binding
Source: RefSeq, a predicted model, not a curated record